AUGUCUAUCGAGCUCGUUUCCAGGCUUUCCACCAACGUCACUGCGCUUGAAGCGUCGGCUCGCGAACUCCGUAACAGUCUUACCAACGCCGACGCCAGUGUCCUGCACGUCGACCUGUACACCCCGCAAGAUUUUCUCCAGCGAUUCACAUCCUAUUAUGAGGACUAUCGUGGGAUCGUAUCUCGAUCGGAAUCGUUCUCCACUAAGCUCGCGGCGACCAUCAAAGUCUACAUCGCGCAGCAGGCCAACUUGAAGGAUCCCGAAGAGACGGAGGACACGAUCGAUGACCUGCAAGCUCUGCAGACCGCGAUCAAGUCCAUGGACUUCGAUCUUUCACCAUCGUUCUCCACGCUUGUCGAGAGUUACCGGCAGCUCUUCGAGGAGAUGGAAGUCGCGCUCACCACCCCGAACUCCGAUGAUGCUCCAGAAGUCGCCGAGUCCCAGGCCGAUUCUGAAAUCCCGAAUAUACAACCAGUCCAACCGCGUAUUGCUUGCAUUCCUAUCCCCGGCCAUUCAACGAAGACCGCGAAGGCGUCCGCUGGCCACGCGCAACCCACCGUACGCUCUAAGCCCUCCAAGAGCAAGAUGGACGCCCUCCCUCCCCUGCCGUCCGAGGGGGAGGCGCCUGUCUCUCAGCGCAGGCCCUUUGGGCCACUCAACACCGGCUCCGAACCCAAUGUGCCCCCCAGAGGCCCGGAUCCUCAGCUGCCGAAGACCCAUUCAGGGACGCCGCUGAGCCCUGCUGCGAAACCAGCCCACGAGGCGCCGCCGCCAAUCGACCAGGACAAGUACACGCGUGCGCGCGCGAGCGUUGACGGUCUCCCCGCGCUCCUCGAGCUCGUCCAGGCCGCGUCGACGCGGGACACUGAGCGGGUGAAGGCGAUGUUCUCUGACGUCGCGAACGCACUGGCGAAGGAGAUCGACGACUGCCUCGAGGCGCUGGAUGCGAUCAAGAAGGACCCAUCCACGGACAACCAGCGCAGCGUAGCCAUCAUGGACCACACCCUGGCCACGUCGGUGGUGCAUUGGAAGGAGGUGAUCGCGCAGCUGGACAAGUUCGCAAGGAGCGCAAAAUGA
Molecule: messenger RNA, 1077 nt
Organism: Epithele typhae
Lineage: Eukaryota; Fungi; Basidiomycota; Agaricomycetes; Polyporales; Epitheliaceae
Exons: 8
Coding region: 1-1077 (358 amino acids)
Source: RefSeq, a predicted model, not a curated record